Pseudozyma flocculosa PF-1 is the source of this 3402-nucleotide messenger RNA. RefSeq lists its product as uncharacterized. The record is from RefSeq and is a predicted model, not a curated record. The coding region runs from base 1 to 3402 and encodes 1133 amino acids. Lineage: Eukaryota; Fungi; Basidiomycota; Ustilaginomycetes; Ustilaginales; Ustilaginaceae. The transcript has 2 exons.
AUGCCCCUUUCACGCCCGCUAGCCCGGUCCAGCAGCUCUUCGGGAGGUUCCGACCUGCCCAAGCGCCUCUUGUCGAGGAAAAAGACCAAGAACCGCGACCGCAUCUACUCGUCAUCGGUCGUACCCUCGCCGGCCGCUUCGAACACACCUUCGCAUCUGUCGCCAAAGUCUGGCUCGACGACCCACCUGGCCUCGCUCCCAGCGGGCGACCCCAUGGCCAGUCCGUCUCUAGACCAGGCCGACCUCAACCCCAUCCUGGGCGACGAUGACGAGCUGCACGACCCCAGCUUCGUGCGGCACACGCUCGAGAUGAUGACGGGCACCUUUGCCGGCCAGACGGCGGGUGUCUCGGAGCGAUUCCGCCACGGCCGUUCGCUGUCCUGCAAGUCGUCGCCGUCCGACAGCCGUGGGUCGACUUCGCGCUCCGGAUCGAGGUCCGGAGGCGCCGCUGGUUUCCUCGGCCGACCCUCUGCGUUCGCCGGGCUCUCGGACUUUGAGCAGCCGCGCCACGCAUCGAGGUACGCGUCCGGCCUUGGGCUCGAGGUCGACGGCGACAUCCUCGGCGACGAUGACGAGGCUUGCCUGUUGAGCAGCAGCAGCGACGAGGACGACCAUGACGACGCCGGCGGCCGCGGUGUCGACGAGCGAGAGGAUAUCGGACUGGACUCCGGCAUGCGUACCUCUCUACGCCACGUUCCAACGAGGCCGCCGACGGCCAGCCCGGCGCCCGCAACCGUCGAAUCUCGGCCAAGUGAGACCCCGCCCGGCGGGGCCGGGGUGACGCUAGAGGAUGCGUUGUCGCCGGGCGAGCUUGGUCGCGGCCCUCGUCAGCAGGCUGACCACCAUCGCCGUGAAGGAAGCGUGUCGUCGCCGAGCAUAGAAGAAGAAGUAGCCGCUGCGUCGUCGUCCCCGCCGUCUUGGUCGUCGCCCGCGUGCGACGAUGGCGCCCAUCAUCGGUCCCUCCUCCACAUCAACCACCAGCACGCGGCCCGGCCGACGGGGUCCGGCACCACCGCAUGCCAAGCCUGCGGCCAACGAGCAGAGGCUGCCGAUCCUCCGUCCGCACCGCCUUCCCCAUCGAGCCAGGGCCACGACCACCGCGACGCCGGCCCAGCAUCGUCGCAUCAAAGCCGCCGCACAAAGGGCAUUCCCCGUGCUGAUCCAUCAGACGUCGACGGCCGAACCUCCGCCGCCGCCGUCGCCGCUUUCCACGCAGCAGCGGCCCGCCAGGUUCAGGGUCCGACCACAACGACGCCCUCGCCGACGCCGCUGCCACCGCAUCCAGGAACCGCUGCUGCCGCUGCUGAUGGCAUCGCUCCCGCCGCCUCCGCAUCCGCCUCCGAGGCCGCCAGGCACUGCCACCGCCCGGCUCAUGUCAACCCGCCCUCGAGCACAUUCUAUAUAGGCGGCGGCGGCGGUCCUCCCACCACCGGCGACGACCGUACCCUACCCGCCACCCAACCAACGACAUCCGUGCAGCCCAUCCUCGACGCGCGCGCCACCGCCGUUCCCGACGCCUACCUUCCUCAGCACAUCGAAGCCGUCGACACCAGCAGCAACUCACCAGCACCUCUGGCAUCCUCACAGCCAUCCGAUCCAGCGCUCAGGCGAGGAAAGACCUGGUGCACAGACAGGGCCCCGAGCACUCGCGACAAGGUCCAGUCCAGCAGCCGACCAUCGACCAGCAAGAGCUCGCCACCGAAAUCCAGCCACGGCUCGGCGUCCCAAUUUAACCCGACGCGAUCCAGGAGCGCAGGCAAUGACGCCUUCCCCCUCUCGAUCGGCAUGAGCACCAUCAUCAACGCCCGUCUGCAGAGGAAGCACGCCAAAGCCGAAGACGGUGCGCGCUCCUCGUCGGAGCGAUCCAGCCGCCGAUCCUCGACCAACCCGCAUCGCAGCGGCAGCGGCACCGGUACUGGCACCGGGAUCAUCACCAGCGCCGUCAGCAGCCGAAAGUCGAGCCACGCCUCGCCCCAGCUCGACGACUGGAGCGAUGGCUUCACCGGCCUAGUCGACCUCGACCGGAGGAUGCGUCAGCUCGCUCUCGAGCAGCAGCGCCAGCACGCCGACGAGACUCAGCACGAUGGCUCCUCUGAUGACGCCGGCCGAUCUCGCCAUGCCAAUCACACUUCGUCACAACGGAGUUCGACGGACGCCACGGCCCCGUCGAAGGUGACCGCAUUCGCAAGACACCUUCCCCAACGCGUCUCGCAGCGCCGCCAGCGGAUACAAGGCACGGCCGGCAGACUUAGUUUGGACGCCGCGCAGCCGGUCUCGCCGUCCUCGUCACCUUCGCACGCCGGGGCAUCGGUCGACGCCCUAUCGGACUCGAUCCACCACUCGGCCGCAAGCACUGCCCGCACCUCGCCCCAGCUGUCGUCGUGCGGCGACGCCGCCCUGAGUCACUCCAGCACCUCCAAGUCCUCUGCGUCUCCUCGCGAUCCACCACCCAUCUCGCCGUUUGGCAGCUUCAGACUGCGCUACGCCGACGAGCCGCCGACACAAGGUGGCAUCCCGCGCAGCUCCACCACCUGGCCCGACUUCCAUCGGUCGGUCGGCUUCGAUGACUACCAGGACGAGGACGGCGACAGGCUCGAUCCGCUCACGCCCAUGGCAGGUCCGCGGCCGCGCUACGUCGACGAGGACCUCCUCACCCCCAACUCGGCCGCCGCCGCGACAUGGACGGAUCCCGAGGCGCCCGGCUACUUUCCUGCCGGUCUGGUGCAAAAGGAGAAGAAGGAGCGCAAGCACUCUGGCAUCUCGUCGAUCGCCGGAUCCCUGUCUGCCUCGUCGAUCAAGGACCUGUCGAAGGGCAAGCGGGGUCACUCGGCGCACAGCGGCAGUCACCAGCAGCGGUCUUCGGCGCAUCCCGAGCAGCGCGGGAUCCUGGUUGACUCGCUAUCUUCUAGUCCCGACGCGGGCAUCUCGCCCAAGUUCGCCACCCGCCCGCUCGCCGACGACAACGCCUGGGGCGGACGCGACCGCUCGUGCUCGGAGGCGUCGUCGCAGUUCUCCUCAUCCCACGGCGGCCCGACGACCAAGUACUCGUCCUCGGCGGUACACAACAUCACGGCCUCGUUCCCCGCGGCCCUGCCAGAACAGGCCGAGCUGGUGUAUGCCGACACGCGCACGGCACAGCGGCAACGGCGGGGCGAGGCUGGCUCGCAGCGCAAGUCGUCCUCGCCCCCGUCGUCCAAUGGCGGUCUGAACGCGACAGGCGAGAGUUUGAAGCGAUCGGCGCAGUCGCUCGCCCUCGGCGUGCGCUUCAAGGUGCUGCGCGCCAAGACCAAGAUCCGCCAGUCGGCAGCCAACGCCAUGUCAUCGGACGACGGAGCCAAGGAACACACCAUCUCCACCGCCGCCGCCGCCGCCGCCGCCGCACACGAUCCCGUCCGGACCUGA